Messenger RNA from Erythranthe guttata (spotted monkey flower), 1271 nucleotides. RefSeq lists its product as uncharacterized. The record is from RefSeq and is a predicted model, not a curated record. NCBI's taxonomy places the organism in Eukaryota, Viridiplantae, Streptophyta, Magnoliopsida, Lamiales, Phrymaceae. Gene Ontology annotation, cellular component: chloroplast. Gene Ontology annotation, biological process: protein transport.
AUAUAUAUAUAUAUAUGUGUGGGGAGUGUCAUUAUUAAGGUUGGAAAGACGGCCAAAUUAUAGAUGCAUGGUAAGAUUCUACCUUGUGUUGAAUAUGGACUCUUAUCAGUUUGGAAGUUAAUUAUAAUAUAUAUAUAUAUAUAUAUAUAUAUAAAGUAUCGUUAUUGUUUCUUGAAACCAAAAUCAUUGGAACCCUAGCUAUUAAGAAACAAAAAGCCAUGUCCAAUGAAGAGAAGAAGAACCCCCUUGAUCAUGUAUUGAGUAAUCUCCGAACCAACAUCACCAAUUUUCUCCGGAUCCCUAUCCCGAACCCGAACUCGUGUUCUUCAACACCAGCUCUAUCUGUGGCAAGAAAUGUCGAUCAAUUCGAUAACACGAAAAUUGAUUCUUCUUCGAAAAAUCUAUUGUUGAUAAAACAGCAACUGAAAAAUGUUCCAGUUUAUAGGAUGAAAUCCGGUCACGAUCAGGUUCCCUUUCUAAAAUCCGACAUUGUAGGCGACAGAAAAGCUAACUUCUUCUUUUUCAGUAAAGCAGAUGCUCACGAUUACGCGACGGUACAGAACACCGUAAAAGCCAAUGAGUGCCUAGGCAACAUUCAACUCACUAAGGUUCCACUUGCCGAGAUUAUCGAACUUGAGGAAGCAGGGUUUCAUAAGGAGAUGCCGUCUAUUUGUACUUGGUUUAUCGAAGAUGUUCUUCCUAGCGUUGCGCCUGAUAAGUUCACCGGGUAUGUCAGAGAUGCGGUUACCGAUCGACAUAUGUAUAUUAGGUUGGUUCCAGAUAUGUCUGAAGUUAAAAACGCUCUUAAGGAACGAAAGAAAGCUGGUUUUCAUAGUGAUAACUUUUCCGGGGUUCCCGUCUUUCAGUCCGAUGCUUUAAAUACGAAAGCCGAUGGAAGCUCAAGUAACCUAAGGCCUGCUUUUUUCACAAAGGCGGACCUAGAAAAAGCACUACGCGACAAAAAACGAGAUACAGACUCAGAGAUUAUACAGGUGACUGCUCUUGAAGUUAUAAUACAAGAAAUGAAGGAUUGCACAAUUUCGAAGUGGAACGAUGUCGUCCUUGUACCACCUGGUGGAAAAUUCCGAGAAAUAAUCACUAAUUUUAAUUUGUAAUUCAAUGCUGGAACAGCUUAGUAUUUAUUUUUCUAGUACAAUUUUUUUUUUUUUAUUUCUUUCAAUUAUAUAAACUAGCAUUUUCUCCCGUGCGAUGCACGUCCGAUGCACGUGCGAUGCACGGGAUAUUAUUUAAUAGUGAAAAAACUAAUCAAU